Micropterus salmoides (largemouth bass) is the source of this 1735-nucleotide messenger RNA. Its product is annotated as SPARC. Gene Ontology annotation, molecular function: extracellular matrix binding; protein binding; collagen binding. Gene Ontology annotation, biological process: anatomical structure development. NCBI's taxonomy places the organism in Eukaryota, Metazoa, Chordata, Actinopteri, Centrarchiformes, Centrarchidae. The transcript is spliced from 8 exons. Bases 1 to 783 code for a protein of 260 amino acids. The record is from RefSeq and is a predicted model, not a curated record.
AUGAACCUCAGCUUGACCUUUGUCUUGCUUCUGCUCCUGAGUCUUCACACUUGCACAGCCAUGGGAGGCAGAGCCCAGCGCAGACAGAGACAAGCUGAGGAGAGACUGAGACCGUAUAUUGGCAGAGUAGAGCCAGAAAAGCUUUGUGAGCUGCUGAAAUGCCAUAGUCCAGUGGGAUCUUGGUGCCAGGUAGUUCAGGAAAAUGGAGUCAGCGUCCCCAGAUGUGUUUGUCCCCAGUCCUGUCCACGGCAGAGGGCACCAGUGUGCAGUGUUCUUGGAAAGACCUAUGGCAGUGAGUGUUUGCUGCAUAAAGAAGCCUGCAGAAAGAGACGCCGCACAGGACUGGCUCACACAGGACGCUGUCUGGUCCCCAAGGCUAAAUGCACUGAGGAGGAGUUAAGCCAGUUUCCAUAUCGUCUGCUGGACUGGUUUCUGCUCCUGAGUCGUAUGGGGGAGUCUUACGCACCUGCUGCCCCGCCCCAGAGCUGCCUUAGCCAUGCCAAGAGGACACAACUAGCACAGCAAAGAUUUACAGAACUGGACAAGAACAAAGAUGGCAAGUUGAGCCGCAGGGACCUGAGGAAGCUGCGUUACAAGAAGAUGCCAAUGGAGCACUGUGCUACGCCAUUCUUUCAGUCAUGUGACAGUAACAGUAACAGGAAGGUGACCCUACGAGAGUGGACAACCUGUCUGGUGGAUCGCUCCGAGGACUGGUUCUACCAUUUCAUGUCAAUGAGAAUGGGUUCCCGUAAGCUGUGUCCUACAGUCAAGGAGUACAUUUGACAUGAAAACAGCCAUGAACUCCUGCAUCUCUUUUGUACUGUAAAAAAUUCACUGAAGACAACAUCACCACAGCUGAUUUAAAAGCAGGAUGGCAUCUACACACACUGCUCACUCUUUCAAUCUGUUUCACUAUGUAUUGCAGCUUGUAAUAUAAUGAUUUAUCACAUCAUCAAAUCUGAGAGUCUGCUGCUUGUCUGUUCAUUCAUGUGUUCUCAAUGGGACAAAUAAAUUGAAGGACUGACCGCUGUUAUUGUUAAUUAUAUUAGCUGACAUUUGUAUAUUUGUGUUGUAAAAGAGCAAAGACAACAUUAAGUACCAAAUUACAUAGCAUGCUUCCAAUAACCAAUUUAAAAGGGAGGAUGACAGCAGUGCAGACAGACAGUAUGGCAUGGAGAAUAACAAACUAGAUGGGAAAUACAGAUAAGGGUAAAACAAAUGCUUAGUAUGGGAUGACGUGCCCAGAGAAGAGACAAAGAGAUUAUAAAGGGGGUGAAGGGGAGAAGGAAAGGGAAAGUGUCAUAAUGCACUGGAGGAGAGUGAGGGAGAGAAGGAAUGAGGGAAGCAAAGUGACUGACUGAAGGAGAGAGAAGUAUAAAGUGUGUUUGUGAAAGAUGGGAGGAGGUAAUGCACUGUAAAUGGGAGUUGAGAGUAAUGGAGUAAUGCAUAAAAAAUGGAUCAGAAAUGAGGGAAAGACUGAGAAUGGAGCAUGAGAGGGGGAAGGGAUAGCAGAGAAACUGGGAGGAACUGAGGAGAGACGGAAAUACCAGAAAAAAAGGUUUAGUGGGCUGCAAAACAUUUCUUUUACAGCCGACUCAGUAAACAGCAUCUCCGAUCAUGAUGUAGAAUAUCUGAAACAUUUGAACUCUGUCAAGGUCAAAAAACUUGCAUAAUGCAAGCUGCAUGCUGACUUUUUGUACGUUUGCCCCAUCUAUAAUACAUGCUGCUCUGAAAA